AAUAGGCCAAAGUUGUAGCGGCUUUACGGUCAUGUAAGGUCUGUCGAAGUAAAGAAAAACAAACGUAACAUGCCUUCCUACAAAUCGCAUGCAUUAUGAACUGGGCACAUUUUGCAACACUUUGCCGUGACCAUGCGCCACUGUGCUGUGGGAGCUGGAUAACCCGGCACUUAGAUCAACGGCACCGAUAGAAACGUUUCACCUGCACGCUUGUACAACGUGAGCAUCGGAGGCGCGCAAAAAAGGGAACGGCCACGAAACUCGGAUCGCGGAAGAUCUGGAGAUACGGCAAUAGCAUCCUACAACAAGAACAUCGGAGGAAGGGGGGCGCGUCUCUUAGGCGGGAUCGGCGGAUGUGAAAGUGCUCCGGCGCUUCUCUUGUAACUUUCACUUGCUUGGUGUGCGUGUUGUACCAGAAAGAUUCCAACGCUCAGUCUUCUGAUGUGCACCGUCCGGCGCCUUCCAAGUAUUUGGGUAUCAGUGGCCGAAGCGUCAUAGCGACAAGUAUGGUGUGCACAGCUGCAUCAUGCCAUCCAAGAAGCAGUAUAAUUUAGUAAGCGACGAUGCGUACGAUAGCAGAAUUCCCCUGCACAGUGAAGAAGCUUUUCAACAUGGAAUAUCGUUUAACGCCAAGUACAUUGGCACUAUGGAUGUUCCUCGACCCAGCAGCCGAGUCGAAAUCGUCGCAGCGAUGCGCAGAAUUCGGUAUGAAUUCAAAGCAGAGUCAGUCAAGAAAAAGAAGGUGACAAUUACCAUUUCGGUUGAUGGAGUGAAAAUCAUCUUGCGCAAGAAACAUAAAAACCAGUGGGCAUGGGACGACAACAGGUACCUCGUAAUGAAUCAUCCAAUCUAUAGAAUAUUCUAUGUUUCUCAUGAUUCUCAAGACCUGAAGAUCUUCAGCUACAUUGCACGAGAUGGUGGCAGCAAUGGGUUUAAGUGCAAUGUGUUCAAGUCCAAAAAAAAGAGCCAGGCCAUGCGGGUGGUGCGCACCAUUGGGCAAGCCUUUGAGGUGUGCCAUAAGCUGAGCCUGGCCAAUGCCACCUCCAACUUGGUAGCCAGUGACAGUCUCCCGUCAGCCACUCGGCACAGCAGCAGUGACAACUCUAUUUCCAGAGAAAAGGACCAGAGUGAAAAGUUUGACAGAGACAGCACGUGCGACGACACCAAGCCACUAGCACCACUAUCAGGAUCCAGCCCUGUUGAAACAUCACACCAAGAUUCUCACUGCAGUUCAAAGGCCUCAUCCUCAUCCCCAGCAACAGGGAGCUCACAGCAGACACUCCUGCAGCAGCAACAGCAGCAACAACAGCAACAGCAGCAACAGCAUCAACAGCAGCAGCAGCAGCAGCUGUCACAAUCAUCAAAGCCAGCUGUGAACCAGAUUGCUUGCACUCAGCCAGUGGUCACUGCUGCGAGUGAUGCCGGAGUGUCCCCACCAUCAGCUGCCAUGCCCCUGGUGCCAGAAGGGACAUCACUGUCCCUGUACCACCAGCUGCAGCUGAUGCGGGGUCAGAUGGAGCAUCAGGCCCAGCAGGCCCAGUCAGCCAUCAGCCAGGCCCGCCAUUUACGUGAUCAGCUCUCAGCAGAGGCAACAGCCCGUUCUGAGGCCAUGUCACAGAACCAGCAGCUAAUAGUGCACAACCGGGAGCUGCUGCAGCACAUCCAUUUGCUGGUGAAACACAUCCAGGAGCUGGAAAAGAAGAUAAACCGACUUGAAGGCAAAACUGACCAUCUGCAACCUGACCUGUCCCCAUCCCCACUUCAGAUUGGUCCGCCACCACGGUUCUUGGACCUGCUCUCUGGGGCACCAGCUGCAGGGAAGACGCCCUCUCCAGUGCCCCCUGGUGGGGAACCCUUUGAAUUGGGAAGCCUAGCUUGGCUGUCAGGGCCAUCAGCAGCAGCAGCAGCAGCUAGCAGCAGCCCCCCGCCAGCCACUCCCCCACACCACCAUUUGACUGCUGCCUCCACAGCCAACUCGUCCCCUGCAGUCACUACUAGCAACCUCCAGUUGCGGCUAGACGAUCUGAGCUUCUCGGGCGCCAUGAAAGGAGGCCCGAGUGAGGAGGGGCAAGGGGGUGGCCGUUCACCAGCAGCCCGUGCAGCCAUGGGUCCUGGAAGCCUGCCGGAGCUGCCUGUGUUCGCAGACGGGGGUAGCAGCACAUCAUCCGCAUCACCACCACCCUGGUCGGCUGGACCUGUGCCACCAUUCUCUGGGGGCAGCGGAGGCUUGUUUCUGCGACAAUUCAGUGCCCCUCUGCCAAGCUCUCAGUCAUCUUUGAGUCGGCUUCCUGACAUCAGCCGGCUCACCAUUGAUGAAGGCGAGCCUGGCCUGCAGAAUUUUCUAGGAACUGGUGCCAUAGGCAAAAGCUGAGGGGUCAUACUUUACCUCUGCGCCCAUGACAGUUACCCUCCUCUUGCACCCAACCUUCCUUCCAAUAGAUCCUGCACAGCAUCUGUGCAUUCAAUGUUGCUGCUGCUGGACACAUUUCUCUUCUCCUGCCUCAAGAAGCUUUAAGUCUGCAGUCUUCAUUUUCCUGACCUUGAAUUUGGCUUUUUCUCGGGAGAUGAAGUUUGACAGUUUUUUGCUUUUCUCUAAUGGCAAUAGUUCACACACACCUUAGCUUGCGGUCAGACUGAUUCCUCUCACCCUGCUGGCCUUCCAAGCACACAUGACACUUUCAUAUUUAUAUAAAGUCUCACACACACUUAAAAUGGCAUGCAUAUGCAAGUUAGGGGCUUCUUACUGCUUUUGUGACUAUACUGCCUACUAAUUUGAUGAUGGACCUGACGUUCACUCUCUCUAUCCCGUCCUCUUUUUGGUUUCUCCUUCUCUUUAUCUUUAACCUGUUGAAUCGCAUGAUGUGGCACCUGUAGAAGUCCUAUUCAAGAGUGAUAUUCAGUGUGAUCAGAGUCCCAUCGCUGGCAUUUCAGUGCUGAUAGUUCGUCUUGUAACCACAGCAUCACUUGAAAAUAUACUUCACCUGUUCUUGUUCUCGCAA
Dermacentor albipictus is the source of this 2999-nucleotide messenger RNA. RefSeq names its product carboxyl-terminal PDZ ligand of neuronal nitric oxide synthase protein-like. NCBI's taxonomy places the organism in Eukaryota, Metazoa, Arthropoda, Arachnida, Ixodida, Ixodidae. The record is from RefSeq and is a predicted model, not a curated record. Gene Ontology annotation, molecular function: nitric-oxide synthase binding.